CCGAUGCACGUGCAGUCACAUUCACAGAUGAAUCCAAAACAAUCGUUUUCUACAACACGAUCAAAAGCACGCUACAAGAACAACAUGAUUCUCGUCAACCUCGUGCCCAUGCUUCUGUUGCUUGGUGUGAAAUGUGAAUCAAGUGGAGAUGCAGCUGAAUAUCAGAGGGAACGAGCAAGUGAUCUUCGAGAAAAGAUCGUGUCCGUUUUUGACCGAUUUCUUCAGGCGAGUUACAAGGGUGACAUGGAUGCCUUAUCGGCCGUAGUUCAUCCGGAUGGUCAGUUACUAAUAGACGGUUUGCCACCUAUUUCUGCAGAACAAGGGGAAAACAUGGUUUUUCACCUCAUAUUUGAGGGAGUAACUCGUGUCGAGAAUACUUAUAAAGAGAUUCAGCCCAUGGACAAAGAUGCAGAGUAUGUGUUCAUCAGUCUCCAUUUUGAUUUUUACAACGAAUUGGAUGAAAAUGUUAUGGAUGGAAGUGGAUUGUUCGUCUUCAGGGACACUACAGAUGGAUACAAGUUUUACUUGACGAUGUUUAACAAACAUGGUCAGUCAACAGCUGAAUAGUGCACCCUGUGAUCAUGUGGUUACAGGCCUGUAUGCUUCGUUAUUGAAAGGGCUAGGGCACCAAGGCAUUUUCUCCUCUCUAAUAGGCACCCUAUG
Molecule: messenger RNA, 663 nt
Organism: Asterias rubens (European starfish)
Lineage: Eukaryota; Metazoa; Echinodermata; Asteroidea; Forcipulatida; Asteriidae
Exons: 4
Coding region: 4-567 (187 amino acids)
Source: RefSeq, a predicted model, not a curated record